Lathyrus sativus (Indian pea) is the source of this 981-nucleotide messenger RNA. Lineage: Eukaryota; Viridiplantae; Streptophyta; Magnoliopsida; Fabales; Fabaceae. The record is from the annotation of a GenBank genome assembly.
AUGGCUGCAGAGUCGAAUACUGGUUUUCACUAUGGCGAUAUGAAUUCUAGUUUGAACUGGCAUGCAAUAUCAUUUCAAUCUGGUGCUGUUAGUAGCUUACCGGAGAUGGUUCCAAUGGGAAAUUACUUUGGGUUGAAUAAUGAUACCUCUGGGAUGAUGUAUUCUGGGAAUUCAAGUGUUACGAAUAGGAAUUUGAAUUCGUCUGUUAUAAGUCAACCAGGGAGUGCUUCUGGCUCUUCUCUUCUUGUUGAUUCUGUCCCUGGAUUGAAGCAUGAUGCAGGUUUCGCUGCUGAGUGGUCUGUUGAUGAACAGUACAAAUUGGAGGAAGGACUUCUCAAAUAUGCUGACGAGCCGAGUAUCACGAGGUAUGUCAAAAUUGCUGCUUCAUUGCGUGAUAAAACUGUUCGUGAUGUUGCUUUGAGGUGUAGGUGGAUGACUAGAAAGCGAAGGAAACCAGAAGACCACAUGGUAAAGAAGGUCAACAAUAGAAAGGAUAAGCCUUUGGAGUCAUCACCAAAGCAAUAUUUGCAGCCAGUUCUAAGUCCAAAUGUGGCGACAUACUCUUGCUGUAUAACACAACACGUGGACAGAAAUCAACGGAUAACCUAUGAUGAUGGAAUUUGUGGUCCAAUGAAACGACUCUUGGAACAAAAUGCUCAAGCUUUUAGUCAAAUCAAUUCCAAUCUAUCUACUUUCAAGUUGCAAGAUAACAUCGACCUCUUCAGUCAGACACGGCACAACAUUAGUACCAUUCUUGAAGACAUGAGAGCAACGCCUGGUAUAAUGAGCCAAAUGCCUUCACUUCCCGUGUCGAUCGACGAGGACUUGGCAAGUAGAUAUUUACCUAAUAAAACUCAGGAAAUUUCUAACUCCAUCAAGAUUUCCUACUCAAAGUGGACUACCAGUAUAGAGAGGUUGGCAUUUUUUGUGUGGAAGUCAAUUAUUUUGGUGCUGCCAUUGAGGAGUCACAUCACAUCAUAA